Molecule: messenger RNA, 1718 nt
Organism: Rotaria sp. Silwood2
Lineage: Eukaryota; Metazoa; Rotifera; Eurotatoria; Philodinida; Philodinidae
Source: the annotation of a GenBank genome assembly
GUUUUUUGGGCUGAAAUAUCUCUAUGAAGCCCAAACAGAAUUUUAACUUUUAUUAGUGCUCUAGAAUCGAUUAACUGUCCUCUAUCUAAUGCUGAAACUCCCAGGUCUGUAGCUUGUUCCUAAACCAAAUGGCAAAGACAUCUUUGGAGCCUACUCUCGAAAUUUUCCCAAUUUUGCACCCACCCUCGGAUAAAAAUAUGGAAUUAACAAAAUCUGUCCUAUAGUGGAACUUCAUUAGCACACCUAGCUCUAUCAUUCCUAGUGGUUUCAUCAAAUUAUGUUGGAUAGAAAAAAUUCAGGACUCAAAGGGUUAAAGUACAAAGUACGGUGUUUCUCCCUUGGGAUUACCUCGAAUAGGCCUUGAAGAGAUAUUAAGAGUGCCCCUAGAUAGCCCUUGAAGAAAUAUCAACACUACUCCUGGAUAAGCCCUGAAGAGAUAUCAAUAGUGCUCCUACAUUGUCCUUGAAGAGUUAUGAAGACUACCUGCGGAUGGCCCUUGAAGAGUUACAAAGACUAUCCCAAGAUAGGCCUGAAAGAGUUAUGAAGAUUACCUCGAGAUAGGCCUUGAAAAGAUAUUAAGAAUACUCCUAGAUUACCCUUGAAGAAAUAUGAACACUACCCCUGGAUAGGUCUUGAAGAGUCAUAGAGACUGUCACUUGAUAGCGCUUGAGCAAAUGUGGAGAGUACUCUAGACAACCCUUAAAGAGUUAUAGAGAGUACCGCUAAAUAUGCCUUGAACUAUAUAAGUACAUUAAAGUACUUUAAAGUACAAAGUACGGUGUUUCCUCCUUGAACACACCUCUGCGGUUAUGUAAUUGUAGAAAUUUUUGCCCUACCUAUUUCUGUCUUCGCUUAAGCACUGUUUACAUUGGAAACGAACAUAAGCUUUUCCCAUCCAUGGCCAUGACAAGUGCAUUUGGGUAACUUCUAAGGAAGCAAACUAAAUUAAAUACUUAUUAUCCCAGCCAACCUGGCUGGAAAUGCAAACUGUUUCCGAUUUGUGGGCAGGUAGAUGACAAUUGUUACUCUUUUAAGCUUACUGAAGAUCGUACUCAGUAACUAUAUCAAUACAAUUGAAAUGGUUCAUUCUUGAAGCAAGCUUUCUCUUUUUUCUUCUCAGGUGUUCUAACGAAUUCCGUGGCCGAUUUAACUGUGGGUCUUCUAAUUGCAACAGCACGUCGAUUUUGCGAAUCAAUAGAAGCGGUCAAAGUAAAAGAUUCUUUUUCGCUUUCUUUAGAACGAGAAAUUCUAAAACCUAACCUAUUUCAUAAAUAUUUUUGGUUUUUCUUCUUCUAAAGAAUGGUGAAUGGAAUAAAUGGGGUCUGUUAUGGAUGUGUGGGAAAGGCAUGUCAGAUUCGACUAUUGGAAUCGUCGGGCUUGGUCGCAUAGGACUAGCAAUUGCUCGUCGUCUACAAUCAAUGGCUAUUAAAAAAAUUCUCUAUUCGGGUACUCGGAAAAAACAAUUUGAUAGCGAUGAAGAUAAACAACUUUUUUCAUUUGUUCCAUUCGAUCAACUUCUAGAAGAAUCUGACUUUGUUAUUAUUUCUUGUUCAUUGAAUUCGCAAACUAAAAACAUGUUCGAUUCUUGUGCCUUUAAGAAAAUGAAAAAAGAUGCCAUUUUAAUUAAUGUAUCACGUGGAGAAAUUGUUGAUCAAGAUGCUUUGUAUGAUGCGUUAACGACUGGGAAAAUUGCUGCUGCAGGUAAUAGCAAUAUAUAG